Messenger RNA from Diprion similis, 1736 nucleotides. RefSeq lists its product as uncharacterized. NCBI's taxonomy places the organism in Eukaryota, Metazoa, Arthropoda, Insecta, Hymenoptera, Diprionidae. Gene Ontology annotation, biological process: signal transduction. The record is from RefSeq and is a predicted model, not a curated record. The coding region runs from base 122 to 1243 and encodes 373 amino acids. The transcript has 7 exons. Gene Ontology annotation, molecular function: protein binding.
UGUCUGUGAGCUGUAGAGUUGUAAUGGCUACACGGUCAUACUAAUUCAAUAUUUUUAACGACUGCAAUUCCUUGGCUUACCUGAAAGAAUUUUAAUUAAGUAGAUUGUAAAUAACGUGAUAAUGGCUGUGGCAAGCAUGAUGAACCCUUUAAUAGCAGAAAAUAAAAUCGAUGCCAAAUGUCGAAGAAGUGAAAUACAACUAAAGAAUGUCGUGCUCAGACAGCGUACGGCUAAAAUUCAUGCAGAAUGUCUUUUCGAGGCGCCGGAAAUUUUACAAAAAAUAUGUCUAUUCAUGAGCGCAGAUCCUGUUUCAGGGUUUUGCUCAAAUUGGAAAACACUUGCCGACAAGUUGGGUUUGACAACUCAGCAGAUCACGCUUAUCGAGAGGGAAUACCAAAUGAAACAUAGUUCAACUUGGUGGGUCUUAUUGUCAUUUGCAUAUAACCCAAAUGCAACAGUAGAAAAAGUUUUAAAGGUAUUAGAAGAAAUAGAGAGAUUAGACAUCAUUGAUAAGAUUAGCGAUAGUAUGCUGCGAUUCGUCGACCGUAUUUCUAAACAGUCUGAAUCGAAUGAAUCUGAAGGGAAGCUACUCAGGUCAGCAGCUGGUAUCGAAUGGCUACCUUUGGUGUUAAGACCAUUAAAUUCAAAGGAAAGCAAACUUUACAAAAUCCCGGGCAUUACAUCGACACUUGUAAAUGACAACAAGUUUGUUGACAGCGGCACAAUCGACAACACACGACCAAAUAUACCGCUAGCUAUGAGAGUAAUGUUAACUUUUGCUAGUGACGGAGUAGACGCAGCAAAACGAAUCACUAAAAAACUCAGGCAAAAUGAGCCGAGGAUCGGUGUCUUGAUUUUGAGGGAACAACAAGACCACGUACUAAUGAAGAACACAGAGUUUAUAGAUGACUGCUUUGAACAGGUGGAUACUAUAAUUCCGAUUUUAACAAAGGGAUACUUUGACGUGAUAAACAAGGCCUCAACUACAAAUGAAGAACAAUCGUCAUUUGCAAUAGAUGAACGAUAUGCAAAAUACAUAUAUCAAUGUUUUACGUUCGAGUUAGUGAAAAAUAACUGCUUGGGUAAACGUGUGAGAUGUAUCUUCCCAGAUGGAACAAAGCGUCGUGAUCUUAGGGUCGAUCAUUUAAGCUUAAGAACUUGGUGGCAAGAAGAAGAUCUUCAAAAAUUGAUCAACAUGUUACUUCGAGGAAGACAAAAUUUAUUAAAACCCAUUACCAGCUAACCAAGGGAAGGAAAUGAGAUCUGAAUAGGAAAAUUAAUGAGAAUACUAAUAUUAAAAUUUGGACAAUAUUUUCUAUUACAAAAUUAAUAUUUGCGUAUAUGAAACUUUUGUUUGCUGCGCCAACAUUUAUACGCUGCAUGCCUGAUAUACACCCAAAAUUAAUAAUCAAAUGUAAUAUUAUACUUGUGUUACACACGGAUUCACCGCAAAUGUAGAUAAUGUGUUGUGUUAUUGUGUUACUUAAAUAUGAAGCAAUAGUAGAGACGUAACGGGGUGCGGUCAAAUUUUAAUCAACUAUUUGUUGCUGAUGCUAAAUGAACUAUUUUUAAACAGGAUUAAAAUACCUAUAUAUAUAGUAGGUAUAUAUACAUGAAUGUAAAGAAUGUUUUAUUUCCUUACUUUACUUUUCUAUACUUGUCUAUUUUUUACGUAAACUAAAAUGAAUCAGAAUAUAAAUAAAAAUUGAUAGCUCAAAAAUCUAUGGACCAUUUUC